UUUAAGCUGUCUAAGCCUUACUCUGUGGAGAAAAAGCCUGCAUAUUCUUUCCCUGUAGGACACCAGUGUUAUUUUUGGAGCAGAGGUUCUUAGGCUGAUCUCUGUCUAAACCGAUUUCUGUUCUUUGUGAAGUCACGGUCUGGGGCAGCUCUGAGAGAUCUCCAUGGGCGUAAGCUUCCUGGCUUUGCAGGGAUGUCAAGGGGACAUGCUUGAAGCCUCACUGGUCUGGGGCUCAACGCAGGGACCUUCGUAUUCAGAUCCCGCUCCGCGGACUGUGUCCUGGGAGCUGCGUCACACUGGUGCACUUUUACUGCUCCUGUCACUUCAUGGGACGACCCACUUCGCGUGGGUCCAGGUGACCCCUCCUUCCUUUCUAACCCUUGUACUGCAGGUCUCAGGCUCCUCGAAAGACCAGAGCUGGGCAGUCCCUGCGGACUUCUCAGGAUGCAUCCGGCUGCGGGAGAGCCACUCAGGGCGCAACUCGAGUCCCUGAGGACCUCUGGGAACACGUCUCAUGAUUCGAAGUUAAGGGCAUCCCCUUCUGCGACCUGCUCUGCGUCUGACUGCUAGACACAAGGAAGGAAACCUCCCCUGCUUCUCUCAGUUCCUCUUCCUGAUCUAUCAUUACACACCUGCAGACUGGGAGACUUGCUGUAAAUCUCUGUGACUCCCGGAACGGAAGCCAGCCGGCUGUUCCCCAAACCUGGCCAAGUCCCACCACAGCCCUCCAUCCUUCCUUUCUUUUCCUGGGGGCACGGCCUGUGCUCAGCAAUGGUCGACCUGGGGGGCCUGGACAACCUGAUCGCCAACACGGCCUACCUGCAGGCCCGGAAGACCCUGGAUGGCGACAGCAGGGAGCUGCAGCGGCGGCGCCGGACCCUGGUGCUGCCCGGGCCGCAGAGUUGCGCCGAGCUCCGCCAGGCCCUGCCCCUCAACUUCAGCAGCCUGUGCCAGCAGCAGCCCAUCGGCCGCCGCCUCUUCCGGGACUUCCUGGGCACGGUGCCCCCGUACCAAGAGGCAGCGGCCUUCCUUGAGGAGCUGCAGAGCUGGGAGCUGGCUGAGGAGGGGCCUGCCAAGGGCAGCACGCUGCAGGGGCUUGUGGCCACUUGCACGGCUGCCUCCGCCCCAGGGCACCCGCACCCCUUCCUCAGCCCAGCUCUGGCCACCAAGAGCCAAGCGGCCACCACCAAGGAGGAGCAAGUGGCCCUGGUGGCACUGGCCAAGGAUGAGGCCAUGGCUUUCCUGCAGGACCAGCCCUUCCAGGAGUUCCUGGCCAGCCCCUUCUACCACAGGUUUCUGCAGUGGAAAGCUUUCGAGAUGCAGCCCGUGUCCGACAAGUACUUCACUGAGUUCCGAGUGCUGGGCAAAGGGGGUUUUGGAGAGGUAUGUGCUGUCCAGGUGAAAAACACUGGUAAGAUGUAUGCCUGUAAGAAACUGGACAAGAAGCGGCUGAAGAAAAGAAAUGGUGAGAAAAUGGCUCUCUUGGAAAAGGAGAUUUUGCAGAGGGUCAGCAGCCCUUUCAUCGUGUCUCUGGCCUAUGCCUUUGAGAGCAAGUCCCAUCUCUGCCUGGUCAUGAGCCUGAUGAAUGGGGGAGACCUAAAGUUCCACAUCUACAACGUGGGCACGCGGGGCUUGGCCAUGAGCAGGGUGGUCUUCUACUCAGCCCAGAUGGCCUGUGCUGUGCUGCACCUCCACUCCCUCGGCAUCGUCUACCGGGACAUGAAGCCUGAGAACGUGCUGCUGGAUGACCUUGGCAACUGCAGGCUGUCUGAUCUGGGGCUCGCGGUGCACAUCCAGGAUGGCAUGCCCAUCACCCAGAGGGCUGGAACCAAGGGUUAUAUGGCUCCUGAAAUCCUAAUGGAUAAAGUGAGUUAUUCCUAUCCUGUGGACUGGUUUGCAAUGGGAUGCACUAUUUAUGAAAUGGUUGCUGGACGAACACCAUUCAAAGAAUAUGAGGAAAAAGUCAGUAAAGAGGACUUAAAGCAAAGAACCUUGAAGGAGGAGGUCAGAUUCCAACACAGUAACUUCACAGAGGAAGCAAAAGAUAUUUGCAGACUCUUCUUGGCUAAGAAACCAGAGCAACGCUUAGGAAGCAGAGAAAAGUCUGAUGAUCCCAGGAAACACUCUUUCUUCAAAACCAUCAAUUUUCCUCGCCUGGAAGCCAGCCUAGUUGAACCCCCAUUUGUGCCAGACCCAUUGGUGGUUUAUGCCAAAGACGUAGCUGAAAUCGAAGAUUUCUCUGAAGUUCGGGGAGUUGAAUUUGAUGAUAAAGAUAAGAUGUUUUUCCAAAGAUUUGCAACAGGUGCUGUCCCCAUAGCAUGGCAGGAAGAGAUUAUAGAAACGGGACUGUUUGAAGAACUGAAUGACCCCAACAGGUCCACAGGUUGCGGGGAGGGUAAUUCAUUCAAGUCUGGCAUGUGUUUGUUAUUAUAAGUUGUUUUCCCUAACAGCCAGCCAGCAGAAGUCUCUGCUGACAUAAUCCUUGA
Manis javanica (Malayan pangolin) is the source of this 2486-nucleotide messenger RNA. NCBI's taxonomy places the organism in Eukaryota, Metazoa, Chordata, Mammalia, Pholidota, Manidae. The record is from RefSeq and is a predicted model, not a curated record.